Trichoplusia ni (cabbage looper) is the source of this 1348-nucleotide messenger RNA. RefSeq lists its product as uncharacterized. The transcript is spliced from 8 exons. The coding region runs from base 4 to 1320 and encodes 438 amino acids. The record is from RefSeq and is a predicted model, not a curated record. Lineage: Eukaryota; Metazoa; Arthropoda; Insecta; Lepidoptera; Noctuidae.
ACUAUGCAGUCAUCCAGUCAAGGUUAUCAGGGUUAUCAGGUCCAAGGGUACCCUUACGUGAAGCCGGUGGUGAUUGACGUCCCGACCAUCGAUGCGGAGACAGCCUCCAAAUGGAACAACCUGCCACGAAGACCCGUUGGACAGAGCCAGUACGGCCAAGGAUCCUCGCGAAGAGAUGACUUGGAAGCCAACAAUGUGGUCUAUAUUGAUCUCCCGGAGGCAGGGAGUCAGGUGUCGCAGAGCAUGGGCACCCCGGGAAGCGAGGAGGCUUCGUAUAACCAAACUCCUCAAUCGUCCAGCCAAAAUCGACAGGCGUACCAAGUACAAGGAUAUCCGUAUGUGAGGCCAAUGAUCAUCGAUGUCCCGACCAUCGACGCGGAGACAGCCUCCCGUUGGAACAACCUGCCCCGGAGACCAGUAGGACAGGGGACAAGCCGCGGGCAAGGACCAAGCACUUCCGCCAGUAGUUCUCAGUAUAACUCCCAACAAUCAUCAUCUCGCAACCCGUUACCUCAGAAAGACGACAUUGACGACGCUCCAGUUGUCUACAUAGAUCUACCUGAGAACGGAAGCCAAGUAUCUCAAAGUAUUGACACUCCUGGGAGCGAUGAACCGGAAUUUAUACAGAAUACGAUUCUAUACGACCCCUUCGAGAAUAGGCGUAUCGAUAUACCUAAAGAUGAUGCUCGUUCAAUGAGCUCAACAGCUUCAGAGUCAACUCAAUCUGGGAGGUACACGCCACAGCAGCGUCCUCCAAGACCUAAUUAUCUGAAUUUGCAGACCCCUGGGAGUUCUGCAACACAAUCACCAUCAUCAGCUUCAAGAACACCAGGUUCAGUUCCCGGUGCAGUACCACCCUUCAUGUCCAAGGAAAGCCUCGUCUACGGAGGCCAAGGGCCGGAUGGGUUUCCAAUAUCCCCUAUACCUAUAUCGGAGUUCCCCGAGCCACCUCCAGCGUACACUGAAACUGCUACUCCAAGGUCACCCACGACCUCAGUUCAGGAGCCUCCAAGGACCCAAGUUAUUUUACCAAUAGAUGCAACAGCACAAUAUUCUCCGACGGGUUUACCUAACAUGGACAGAAAGAACCUUACAUGCCCGCACUGUGGCGUAAGAGUCCAAACCUUGGUCAUUCGCGAAGUGGGGUACUUCACCCACUUCGUAGCACUACUGUCUUUUAUAAUAUUUAUGCCAUUCGUGAUUGUCGUUUAUUGCACAGACUGGUUCAAACAUUACAACCACUACUGUCCCAAUUGCAAUAAGUUUAUUGGAUACGAAUUACCCCUCGUUGGAAGAGGAGAUGUCGUUCUGACAACUUGACAGAAGACCAUCGGGACACAAAAGAAAA